AUGGAAUUAAACAAUAUAAAGUCUUCAGUUUCUCUCAUGUAUGAUGGCUUCAUCCGGAAUGCAGACUCUCGUACAGAAAACUGGUUGCUCAUGUCAUCCCCCGCUCAGCAGAGCAUCAUCAUAUUGGCGUACAUCUUUUUUGUUAUGUCGCUUGGCCCUCGCAUCAUGGAGAAUCGCAAAGCCUUUGACCUGAAAGGAGUCUUGGUGGUGUACAACUUUGGUGUGGUGGCACUGUCACUCUACAUGAGCUAUGAGUUUGUCAUGUCAGGCUGGGGAACGGGAUACUCCUUUCACUGUGACAUAGUGGACUACUCGGAGUCGCCGCAAGCUAUGAGGAUGGCGGCAACAUGCUGGCUUUACUACUUCUCAAAGUUCAUUGAAAUGCUGGACACAGUGUUCUUUGUGUUGAGGAAGAAAAACAAGCAAGUGACAUUUCUUCAUGUUUAUCAUCAUUCCAUCAUGCCGUUUACCUGGUGGUUUGGUGUGCGCUUUGCCGCAGGGGGUAUGGGGACUUUUCAUGCCAUGCUCAAUUGCAUUGUCCAUGUCAUCAUGUACACCUACUACGGCCUGACUGCUUUGGGUCCCAAAUACCAGAAGUACCUGUGGUGGAAGAAGUACCUCACCACCAUUCAGCUGAUCCAGUUUGUGAUUGUGACCACGCACAUCUCACAGUACUUCUUCCUGCACGACUGCCCCUACCAGUUCCCAGUCUUCAUCUACAUCAUUGGCCUGUAUGGCCUCAUCUUUCUCUUCCUCUUCCUCAACUUCUGGUACCACGCCUAUACCAAAGGCAAGCGGCUGCCGAAGGUGCUGCAGGCCCAGAUGUGGGCCCACCACAGCAACGGUGUCAUGAAUGGCCAUGCAAACCACCACAAAGAUGACUAG
This is a messenger RNA of Nerophis lumbriciformis (worm pipefish), 885 nucleotides long. NCBI's taxonomy places the organism in Eukaryota, Metazoa, Chordata, Actinopteri, Syngnathiformes, Syngnathidae. The record is from RefSeq and is a predicted model, not a curated record.